Messenger RNA from Oryza brachyantha (malo sina), 1709 nucleotides. RefSeq names its product F-box protein At3g07870. Lineage: Eukaryota; Viridiplantae; Streptophyta; Magnoliopsida; Poales; Poaceae. The record is from RefSeq and is a predicted model, not a curated record. Gene Ontology annotation, molecular function: protein binding. The transcript has 3 exons. Bases 45 to 1265 code for a protein of 406 amino acids.
UCCCGGAGCGCGCACGAUCGCGGCUCCGGCGGCCGGCCUCGGCGAUGGCGUCGCCGGAGGCGAGCAAGAGGGGCGGGGGCGGACGCAGGCAGGGCUUCGGUGGGUCCGAGGGGGCGGGGAUGCCCAUGGACGUGCUGUUCGAGAUCCUGCUGCGGCUGCCGGCGAAGGACAUCUGCCGCUUCCGCGCCGUGUGCCGGUCGUGGCGCGCCAUGACCACCCGCCGGGUCUUCGUCCGCGCGUACGCGGCCCGCAACCCGGGCCCCUACGUCGCCACCUCCUUCGCCGAUGACGACGGCGGGGGCGAGUCCUGCGGCGUCGACAUCACCGACCUCUACUCCGGCGACGUCGUCAAGAGGAUCCGCACCGACGUCAGGGGCUUCAGAGUGCAGCGCACGCGCUCCGACCUCGUCUGCCUGGUCGAAGGGGCCAACCCCCUGGCCGUCACCGUGCUGAAUCCGGUCACUGGCGCUACCUGCACCGCUGCAAAGAGCAUCUCUGAUGAGUAUGACCAUCUUCUUCUGGAGUCAGGCAGAGGCAGUGUCACCAUGGAUUCUUGUGCCCUUGGGAAGGUCCCCUCCACGCGGGAGUACAAGGUGCUUCGUUUCCUUCAGUGUGGUUACCUGCAGCAGCUAUGCGAGGUCAUGACCCUCCACAGGAGUGGCGUUUCGCAGUGGAGGGCAGCGGAAUCCCCUCCUGCACCUGUCUCCGUGCGCAACAAGACGAGGAGCGUGGUCAUCAAUGGGGUUGUGUAUUUCUUGUUCGAUUUCCAGGGGUGCCUGUACAUAUAUCCUCACAUGGCUAUUCCACCAGGUUGCAUACUCCCAUUUGACCUUGAGACGGAGGAGUGGAUGGGUAUUAUGAAUGGGCCGGAACCUGUCACCGCAUUCUACAAGGAGAAUAAUGUGUUGUUUCUCUCCCCGAGCCAUGAAAAUUUGGAGCAUGUCUCGCUAGCCGAUUUGAAUGGCUGCUUAGCCACAGUGCACACCAUAUAUGGUUCCUGCAUGGACCUAUGGUUUCUAUCAGACCCUGAGGAAGGCCUCUGGGUUAAGAAGUACAGCUUAAGUUUCCAAUACUUAAGGCUAAAGGAUUAUCCUUUGCUGUUGUUUGAUGAUGAAGAGAUCGUCUUCCUAGCGCAAGCACCUGAUUGUCUACGAAGUUAUUAUCCGGAAGCAGGCACUUAUGCAGAUUUUUUGGACCUGGAAAAUGUCAGAUCUGUUGGUAUUUAUACUGGAAAUCUAUUGAGUUUCAGGAGUGGAUUUUACUGAUCAUUUCUUGCAGGUUGUGCAUUCUGCCUUCUGUAUUCUCCAAAGAAGUUGCUGCUUUGGCUCCCUGAGGCUACUUGAGCGAGCUACAUUGUCUCGUAAUUUGCUCUCCAGAUGGAGCAAAUGAUGUGAUCUCAUUCAGUUACAACAGUGAAAUACUCCUAUAUCAGAUUCCCGUUUGUCUUCUGAUGGCGCAAGCUGGUGUUAAUCACCCUAUUGUGCCAUCUUUUUACCAUUUGUAAACAUCUGUGUUGGUACUGAUCUGUGUGCAUGGUACUUUGCCCUCUUAAGACUCUGGGCUGACUGUUUGUCAGUAUGGUUUGAGCAUAUGGAUAUGGAGCUUCUGAACAACCUGAUCCCUAUGGUGCUAUUAAUCUGAAUGUAUACAUUUUUUUCCCUGUUGAGCUGAGUUUGAUCUGAAGGUACUGCAGCUCGUCAUUUUCUACU